UUCACAUGUCCCAAUGUGUUCUCAGGAACCUAACCCAUAGUAAUCUUAUCUUCUCUCUCGGACCGAAUGAUUCCGGUGGUUUAAGGCUCACUUUUCAGUCUCUCGAUCUCUCCUACAUUGGGGUAAACCAAAUCUCUGGGGAUAUUCCGGUAUCUAAUUGCUGGAGUUUGGAGUAUCUAGAUCUCUCUUUCAACAAUUUUCAACACCUCAACCUCCCGUGUAACAAAUUAUUUUCCGGCGACACCGGCGUGCCACUCUGCGGUUGUCAACACCUCAGCUUCUUGAACAUCUGUUUUUAAAACCUUAUCAUUAAGUUAAUACGGUUAAGGAGCCGUCAAGAGGAUAGAUACAAAUGUACACAACCCCUGCAAUCCAUGAAGAGACAAAGAAGGAAGAGAGAAUAAGGGAUACCCAUUAAGAGUUCCUUCGGUGGUGGUGGAGGAAUGGGUGGAGGGCGGAUGCUUAGUACUGCAAUCGGAGGAAAUCAAAAUCAAAAUCAAAAUGUAACAUCUCCAACAAAUUCAGAGUCGAAUCAGUAGAGAUGGUGAUGAUCAGAGUUCGUAGCAGAGAUGGCUUAGAACGAGUGACCAUCGAUAACCCUCGUACUACAGUCUCAGAGCUCAAGACCCAAAUCGAGAAGCAGCUCAAAGUUCCUGUAUCUAAACAGACCUUGUCGAAAAACCAGAAUUUGCUCCUAGCUAAAACCCCAGAUGACAUUCGUCGCUUUGCGGAUGUAUCGAAUCCCCAGACCCUGAUUUCUUCUCUUGGAAUCUCCCAUGGUUCGAUGAUUUACUUGGCAUAUGAGGGGGAAAGAACUGUCGCUGGACUAAGUGGACGAACUGGGCGAACUGUCACCCCGGCUGGAUCAUUUGGGAGGAAGAUGACCAUGGACGACCUCAUUGCGAAGCAAAUGAGGGUUACCCGUCAGGAGAAACCGCAUUGUGAAUCGGUGUCUUUUGAUCGAGAUGCCGCAAGUUCAUUCCAGCAUUAUGUGAAUGAGUCGCUAGCUUUCGCUGUUAAGCGAGGGGGGUUCAUGUAUGGGACAGUCUCGGGAGAUGGGAAGGUUGAGGUGAAUUUCAUAUACGAGCCUCCGCAGCAGGGGACGGAAGAUAAUUUGAUCCUGAUGAGGAACCCUGAUGAGGAAAACAUUGUGGAGGCAAUUUCAUUGGGUUUGGGGAUGAGGAAGGUUGGGUUUAUAUUCACCCAGACAAUUGGGCAGAAUAAGAAGGGUUAUACAAUGUCGAAUUCGGAGAUUCUCCAGGCAGCUGAACUUCACGGGCAGAGUGGGCUUAAGCAGUGGAUCACUGCUGUGGUUAAACUGGAAGUUAAUGAAGAUGGUGGUGCUGAUAUCCACUUUGAAGCUUUUCAGAUGAGUGAUAUGUGUGUGAGAUUGUUCAAGGAAGGUUGGUUCGAGAGUAAUAUCAAAGGAGAUGCAGACCCGAAACUAUCUCGGAUGAAGAAAGAUGUGGUUGUUGGAGUGAAGGAUACCAAGGAUGUUGACAAUUGUUUCUUCUUGGUGGUGGUUAAGAUAAUGGAUCACCAGGGCCCACUUUCAUCAACCUUCCCAAUUGAGAACAGGAAUACCCCAGUGACAAUGAAGGCACUGAAAAAUCACCUGGAUUGGACAAAGAGCCUCCCAUUUGUGAAGCGAAUUUCUGAUUUUCACUUGCUGCUUUUUGUGGCCAGGUAUUUAGACAUCAGUUCCGAUGUUCCUGCAUUGGCUGAAUGUGUACAGGCACAUACAACAGUUCCAGAAGGAUACCAGCUCCUAAUCGAGUCCAUGGCCAGUGCUUUUUGAUUGUGAUUUACAUGUUUGGAGGAUCAUUAUGUAUGUUUUGAUGGGUUCAGCUGAAUCUCUCGGCAUGCUUCAGAGUUUAGCUCAAUGAAGUAGUCUCCAUUAAUUUCUGACUCCAUGCAUGCUAUCAAAAUUGUGGUCUGAAUCGUACAUUUCGAUAUAUCACCCUGUGGUUGUAUUGUAUAAGUUUGUCAGAAUAUUUACACUUAUAAAACUAUUUGUGUUAAGUAUCAUUAAACCAUUCAGUGAACCUGGGUUACUCAA
Macadamia integrifolia is the source of this 2059-nucleotide messenger RNA. Its product is annotated as NPL4-like protein 1. Lineage: Eukaryota; Viridiplantae; Streptophyta; Magnoliopsida; Proteales; Proteaceae. Gene Ontology annotation, biological process: ubiquitin-dependent protein catabolic process. Gene Ontology annotation, cellular component: nucleus. Bases 542 to 1798 code for a protein of 418 amino acids. The record is from RefSeq and is a predicted model, not a curated record. The transcript is spliced from 3 exons. Gene Ontology annotation, molecular function: ubiquitin protein ligase binding; ubiquitin binding.